AUGCCUGACUGGAGAAUUUAUCAUCCUACCGGGACCUUCACGGAUCCUGAGCACAAAGAGAAGCUUGCAGAGGCCAUUACGUCGAUGUAUACCCGAUCUGGCCUACCAGCAUUCUAUGUUGUCGUCAUAUUCAUUGAGAUGCCUCCCGGCACCUUGUACCGAGCUGGAGUAUCAUGCCACACGAAAGGGGUGAAGCCUUUUGUCCGGCUUACAUUCAGCCACAUCGCUAGGCACUUUCCUCCUGGUGAGAGCCCUAUGAGGACUAAUUUCAUGAAUAUGGUCCAUGAAACCGUGAAGCCGUAUCUUGCAGACAAAGGGUAUGACUGGGAGUUCAACGGCGAGGAGCUUGAGCGCGAAUUUGUGCAUAUCAAUGGUCUCAGGAUUCCUCCUACAGGCUCGGAGGAAGAGCAGAGGUGGUUCCGCGACAACAAGCCGUCCCCUUGGGGGCCUUACCUUACAAACUAG
Aspergillus affinis is the source of this 465-nucleotide messenger RNA. RefSeq names its product tautomerase family protein. Lineage: Eukaryota; Fungi; Ascomycota; Eurotiomycetes; Eurotiales; Aspergillaceae. Bases 1 to 465 code for a protein of 154 amino acids. The transcript has 2 exons. The record is from RefSeq and is a predicted model, not a curated record.